AUUACAACCAUGGAGGGCACUCCUCUGCUGGGCGUCGAGCAGCCGUCCCGACCGCUGGCUUUCGUCACACGCCAGGCGGCGCGCGAGGUCAGCUUCCGUCGACGCCUGCUGUCCAGCGCCAACGAGCUUCGACGUUUUGCGGCGAGACUCACCGCUGCAGUCGUCAUAGUCAUGGCUACUGUCUACUUCACCGUCGGCAGCAGAUCUUAUGAAAGAAAUGUCCGAGGCGCGCGCGGGACCGGCAACAAGUCGCGCGUGCUGUUCCUGGAGACCGGGUACGCGUUUGAAGUCACCGGCCGCUUCUCGUGCGCCAUCGAGUCCGCGGCGAGGCACCACCCCGGUUGGACCGUGCACGUGCUCGCCGCGAUCGACACGACCAACAGCAGCGCCGACGUAUGGCUGGACGGACCUUUCAAGAAGAUGCUGGGCCGGCUCCCAAACGUGGUCUUUGGUAGCGUGCAGGUGACUGAUAUGCUCCGCGGCACGCCGCUGGAGUCGUGGAGCUUGCCGAAUCCUCGCAGGGGCGGUGUCAGUGAGCACCUGUCAAACGCGUUGCGCCUGGCGCUCCUAUACAAGCGAGGCGGCGUCUACCUCAGCAAGGACACCGUGGUCAUGCGGCCGCUUCAUGAGUUCGACUGCUGCCUGUCCCAGACAUCGCUGCGCAAGGGCGACUCGGUCAGCAACAGCUUCCUGUUCUUCAAAGCGGGCCACUCGUUCCUGCGCGACGCGAUGGAGCGCAUCGCCAGCGACCACCAGCCGGAGGUCAAGUCGUCCCUGGGGCCGUCGCUGUUGCACGACGUGCUGCUCGAGCGUUGCGGCGUCACCAGCGUGGCGCCACUGGCCGAGGACGGUCGCCGAUGCCGGGGCGUGCGCGUGCUGCCGUGGCCAGUGCUCAUGCCGGUUCCGUACACGGCCUGGCCCUUGCUGUUCGCCCCCGACGUCGCCGCCGACACGAACUCCUCUUGGUGGGAGGCGUGUCGGUACAGCCACGCCAUGUGCUUCUACGGCAAGCUGAGCGCCCGCAGGAAGGUCGAGAAGGGCUCGCCUUACUGGCGCGCGGCGUCCAAAAACUGCCCGCGCUCGCUGGAAAUCUCGAUCGAUGUGGACGGCCGGUUCUGAUGCAGAAUACGAGGACAUACUUGCCCGGCUAAAAGAGCGCGAACACCCGAGACGACACGGACGGCACUUCCAACUGAUUUGCAUACAGGGGGGGCAGGCGGGCACACGAAAUAAGUACAGAGGGAGGCGCGGAUAUUUGGAAGACGAAUCCAAACUCUUGAGACAACCAGGUAGUCGAAAAUGUUUGCUUUCGGGUGAGAUUUGAUUUUUCUUUUUUAAAUCUUUCAGGAUGCCCGAAUCGUUCGUUUGCGCAAUAAGUAAAUCAGUUGGAUGUGCCGUCCGCGUGGUCGGCAGUGUUUGUGCCUCUUCUUUUGUGUGUGUGGUGUUCUUUAUAGUGGCAAAUAUGUCUUUCAGCAAAUACAAUACAGUCCAAGAAGGAGCGGUUCGUUCCAGCACGGACAUCCUUGAGAGUGCUCAUAGUUUCAAUGAAUUGAUGCUUAAACUGCUUGCAAGUUUUGCAGAUGAACUAAAUGCCCUGCUUGCUCAUUUUUCUGUUUGUUCCUGUUGCUACCAAGGCUCCAUUGGUUCAAUAUUACAGACCGAGUUCGUCAUCACCCUGAUCAUCGUGCUUAUCGUUGCUGGACGCCAACCAAACAAUGUGCUUGCCCCUUUUUAAUAAUUUUCUUUUUUAAUUUUGCU
Messenger RNA from Dermacentor silvarum, 1758 nucleotides. Its product is annotated as lactosylceramide 4-alpha-galactosyltransferase-like. Lineage: Eukaryota; Metazoa; Arthropoda; Arachnida; Ixodida; Ixodidae. The transcript is spliced from 5 exons. The record is from RefSeq and is a predicted model, not a curated record. Gene Ontology annotation, molecular function: hexosyltransferase activity. Gene Ontology annotation, biological process: glycosphingolipid biosynthetic process. Bases 10 to 1119 code for a protein of 369 amino acids.